CUGAUCCAGAGUCAGAUCUAAACAGAUGCUGACUGUCAUCUGAUUGGCUGAGGAGCCGAACAGCUGAUCUGAGAACAGCUCCAGGUGCUGUGGAGGGAAGUUUCUCCUCCGUGUCGGUCCAUGAACGCGCAGACACGCAUCUACAUCAACCCCUAACCCUUUAACCCUGGAAGAGACGGGCAGCCCUGCGGAGGAUGGACGGCAGCAGGCUGUGAACGGCAGCCCGGCAGCAUGUGACAUGAACCGGGACAAAACAGCGAGCGAGGCCGGUGACAUGAUGUUGGUCCGGAGCUCGCACGGCCGAGGUAAAGCCAGAGUGAGUCAUGCGGUGGUUGUGAUCUUCCUGGAGUUCUUCGCCUGGGGGCUUCUGACUACGCCCAUGCUGACUGUCCUUCAUGAGACGUUUCCUCAGCACACCUUCCUGAUGAACGGCCUGGUGCAGGGAGUGAAGGGCUUCCUGUCGUUUCUGUCGGCUCCUCUGAUUGGUGCGCUGUCAGACAUCUGGGGCAGGAAGUCUUUCCUCCUGAUGACGGUGUUCUUCACAUGCGCUCCGAUCCCCUUCAUGAGGAUCAGCCCCUGGUGGUAUUUCGCUCUGAUCUCAGUCUCAGGAAUCUUCGCUGUGACCUUCUCGGUGAUCUUCGCGUACGUUGCCGACAUCACGGAGGAACACGAGAGGAGCACCGCCUACGGCCUGGUGUCGGCUACCUUCGCUGCCAGCCUGGUGACGAGUCCGGCCAUCGGCGCCUACCUGUCAUCCCGCUACAGCGACAGCCUGGUGGUGCUCAUCGCCACGGUGAUCGCCGUGGCCGACAUCGCCUUUGUGUUCUUCAUGGUUCCGGAAUCGCUGCCGGAUAAAAUGCGUCUGACGUCCUGGGGCUUCCCGAUCUCCUGGGAGCAGGCCGACCCCUUCGCUUCUCUGCGUCGUGUGGGGAAAGACUCCACAGUGCUGCUGAUCUGUGUCACAGUGUUCCUGUCCUACCUGCCAGAAGCUGGACAAUACUCCAGCUUCUUCCUCUACCUGAAACAGGUGAUCGAGUUUUCUCCAGCAGCCAUCGCCGCCUUCAUCGCCAUGGUGGGAAUCCUCUCUAUAGUCGCUCAGACUCUGUUCCUCAGCGUUCUCAUGAGAACCAUCGGGAACAAGAACACGGUUCUGCUGGGUCUGGGCUUCCAGCUCUUCCAGCUGGCCUGGUACGGCUUCGGCUCCGAACCCUGGAUGAUGUGGGCAGCAGGAACCGUAGCAGCCAUGUCCUCCAUCACAUUCCCAGCUGUCUCUGCUCUGGUGUCACACAGCGCAUCACCUGACCAGCAAGGUGUGGCUCAGGGGAUGAUCACAGGUAUCAGAGGACUGUGUAAUGGUUUGGGUCCAGCUCUGUACGGCUUCAUCUUCUUCCUCUUCAACGUGGAGCUGACCGACAUUCCUGUAGCAGGAAGACCUGUUCCCCCUCCAGAGAAGUCGAUGAUCCCCGGCCCGCCCUUCCUGUUCGGAGCGUGUGCCGUCCUCUUCGCUCUGCUGGUCGCCAUCUUCAUCCCCGAGCAUCACCGAUUGGCCGACGUGAAGACCUGCUCGGCCCGCAAGUCGAGCUCCGCCUCCGCUCACGCUCUGGACGUGACGCUAACGCCGGCCAGCGACGCCGAGGACAUCGAGCCGCUGCUACAGGACAGCAGCCUGUGACCCGCAGCAGCAGCCAAUCGCAGCGCAGGAAGCUCUCUGCUAGUCCCGCCCCCUCCACAAUAAACCAACCACCACUCUUUGUUUCUUCUUCUUUUUCUUCAGAUUCAGACGGGCGGAGUUAGACGGCAAUCACACGUUAAACAGCUCCAUGCGCAUCCUAGUGGUGACUCUAAGCAUUACACCCAUCAUUAUUAUUAUUAUUAGUAUUAUUAUUAUUCUAUUCUCGGCAGCAGCUUUAACCUUCUCAUACUGUUCAUAUUCAGAUAUUAAGGAGUAAAAAUAAUCCGAUUAUUUUAUAUAUGAAUAAUAUUUAUAAACUUUAAAACACAUGUAAUUAAAUAUUUUACCAUUUGACGAUAAACUUUAUUAUUUAGACCAACAUCAAUGCUCUGAAACAGUAAAACUACUCUGUUAAUUUAAUAAUUAUAAAUAACUAAAUAACCAAAAACACAUGAACUUAUAUAUUAAACAAAAAAAAAGGAUCAAAUAAACAUUAAAUUAAUCCUUAAAGAAGCUUUCAGAGAGUUUAUUAUUUUAGUUUUUACACUUUUUGUUCAAAAAUGACACAAUAAAACGGUUCAGUGUUAAAUAAAACAUCACACUUCCAAUAAGUGAUGAUGAAUAAACUGUAUUUUAUAAUUAUAUAUUUUAAUAAAUGAUAGUUGAACACUUUCAGCUGCACAAAAACAUUUAUUUAAAAAGUUGAAAUAUUUCACAUUCAGGAUAAAUAAUCACAUUUAAGGCUUAAAUGUUUAGUUUUUUUCUUCUAUUAAAUGUAAAAAUGGGUCAAAUUGGACCCUGAACAGUGUAAAGUGUUAAACUGCAACCUCAGUUCAAUCCAACUUUAUUUGUUAAGCAUUUAAAAACAAAACAAUGUGCUGCACAGAAGAAUAAAUAGAAGAUAUGAGGCAUAAAAUUACAUAUAAAAUACAAAUAAAAGACUUAAAACGAGUAAAAAUAACAACCAUACAGUAUAAAACAUCUUACUAUUGUGUCAAAGGCCGAGGAGAAGAGAUGUUUCAUUUAUUCAUUCAUUUAUUCAUUUAUUCAUUCUUUCAUUCACUCCAGUUAUCAUCAGACUUCUCAGCGUGGAGACGGAGCAGAUUAUUAGUUUGUGUGAUUGCCGUCUGAGCGCUCCACUGCGUCUGUCUCCACCCGCCAGGUCUGCGUUGGUCAGCAGAUCAAACGCUCCCCUGCUGUAGAGGAGCAGCAGGGAGGUGGAGAGGUGGAGGUGGUGGUGCGUUGAAUUCGCCUCACAGCACAGCCGAGAGGAGCAGCGUCGUUUUUAAAGAAAAAACUGAAACUUUUUAACCCCCCCCCCCCCCAACCGGACGGAGAGACCGAGCCGCUCGGGAUUGUGGGAAACGACGCAGACGAGGCUCAGGGCGUUUGUUUGUGUUUUUUUUGUCCUCGCUGACCGCUCACGACUUUUUAAAGAUGCAAAUAACAAACCAAGGACUCCAUGGGUGACCGGUUACCGCGGCAACCACAGUCAUUAUCACCACCACCGCCAACGCCAUCAGAUGUAUUUAAUCAGUUUGAAGUGCUUUUGUUUCUUUUUUAAAGGUGCGCUUGAUUUCUCCACAGCUGGGGGCGUCUCCUCGUCUGUUCUGCUGUUUUAAAUACUUGAAGUGUGUCGAGCUCGUUAACUCUUCGGUUCACCGUCACGCUUCCUUUCCUUCCUUCCUUCUUGCCACCUGACGCAGCGCGAAUCAAGCGCUCCCAGUUACUGACGUAGUUUUUUUUUUUAUUGUUUGUUUUUGAGUUUUUUAAAACCAAAUUGUGCCAUUAUUGUUUGUUUUUUGUUACUUUCGUUAUUUGUUGUUGUUGAUUUUGUUUUUUAAGGGGUCAAAGGUUAAACCACGACAUUCCUAUAUAACGCUGGGUACAAAAAAACACGCCUGUUACCGUGGCAACAGCUAGCAAGUCACACACCCCCCAGUUUAGAAAAUGGGAUGUUUAACUUUUGUUUUGCUUUUUAUGUUUAAAGGACCAUAUCGUAGUUUUUGGUUUAUUUUUUUCAUGUUUAACCCAAAAAACUUUAAUUUAAUUUAAUAUAUUUUUACAGUCCUGCUGCUCAGAUGUGAAACCUGCUGCAGAAAAACCAAAAAUAUCUCAAAUAAUAUAAAAUAAAUCACAUUUUAAGAAGCUGGAAUCGGAGAAUUUUGGGACUUUUGUUUCGACUUGACGCAAAUUAUUAAAUAUCGCAAUAAUUUGGGGACUAAUAGACGAAUCAUUGCAGCUCAGAUUGGAUCCACUCUCACAUACAAACGUUUAUUUACGCAGCAGGUUUCAUAUCCGAAAAGGCUAAAAAUCUAAAAAAAGAAAAAACCUGACGAUAAAUAAAUAAACUCAGCAGGAUAAAAAGUUUCUGACGUUAAAAACUUUGCUCUUAUUUUCAAAUCUUAUUAAUCUUUUUUGUUGGUUUUUGUGUAUAAAAAUAAAUAAAUAAAUAAAAUGUUUCUGA
Messenger RNA from Scomber scombrus (Atlantic mackerel), 4139 nucleotides. RefSeq names its product major facilitator superfamily domain containing 14Bb (gene slc71a2b). Gene Ontology annotation, molecular function: transmembrane transporter activity. Gene Ontology annotation, biological process: transmembrane transport. The coding region runs from base 239 to 1672 and encodes 477 amino acids. Gene Ontology annotation, cellular component: membrane. The record is from RefSeq and is a predicted model, not a curated record. The transcript has 13 exons. NCBI's taxonomy places the organism in Eukaryota, Metazoa, Chordata, Actinopteri, Scombriformes, Scombridae.